This is a messenger RNA of Cylindrotheca closterium, 987 nucleotides long. The record is from the annotation of a GenBank genome assembly. Lineage: Eukaryota; Bacillariophyta; Bacillariophyceae; Bacillariales; Bacillariaceae.
AUGUACAAACUUGCACUCUUGAUUAUCGCCUUCAUUUCUUGUGCUCAGGCAAACCGACUACGAGGUGAAGCACACAACCGUGGACGUCAUGCUGGUGGCCGCAAGGUUGGUCUAGACAAGGUCAGAGACGCCCUUACUUCCGAUGGACCUGAAACUCCAAACUUUGACGAACCCGACUUUCUCAGCGAUCAAAUUGUGGACAUCAAGGCUACCAUGCUUGCUACAAACGACACUACAUUUUCAGGACCUCAAGCAAGAAUCGUAGGCGGUGGACGUGCCCAAGCUCAAAACAGCUUUGCCAUGUUUCUCGUGAAUCAAGGAGGAUAUCGAUUUGGUGGAUGUGCUGGAUCCUUGAUCUCGAGCUGCCAUGUUUUGACUGCUGCCCAUUGUGUCGCUGGUCAUCGUCGAGGACGUCCACAUAUGCUUUACAUUGGCGCCUACAAGCCGUAUACUGCCAACAAUGGUGGCCAACCUACCCAAUUUUCGGGCGUCCGAUCGAUCAAUAUUCACCCUGGCUACAAUGACGCCACCAAUCAACAUGACAUUGCUGUCAUCACACUUGACACCUGCGUCUCUGACCAACGUAUACUCAGCAACAUCAUGAAGCUGGCUGAUGACAAUAUCAUGCGACAGGUGGUCCCACGAUCUGGAGUCAUGUUGGAAGCCACUGGAUUUGGAAGGACUUCGGAAAAUGGCCCAUAUUCGAAUGAGCUCCUCUCAGUUCAAGUUCCCUUCAUCGCACCGAACGAGUGCAAGAACAAGUACUACACUGGUAUCCGAGAUGGCAUGGUCUGUGCCGGAUACCCCAACGGCGCAAGAGAUGCUUGCCAGGGCGAUAGCGGCGGCUCAUUGUUUUUCAGAAAUGGACCCGAUCUAUACCAAGUCGGAGUCGUCUCAUGGGGAUAUGGUUGCGCCAGAGCCGGUUUCCCAGGAGUUUACGCAUCGGUCGCAUCCUACGCGAAUUGGAUCAGGGGCAUCACCGGAUAG